Molecule: messenger RNA, 4898 nt
Organism: Malus domestica (apple)
Lineage: Eukaryota; Viridiplantae; Streptophyta; Magnoliopsida; Rosales; Rosaceae
Product: pleiotropic drug resistance protein 2-like
Cellular component (GO): membrane
Molecular function (GO): ABC-type transporter activity; ATP hydrolysis activity; ATP binding
Source: RefSeq, a predicted model, not a curated record
CUUCCUCUGCUUUUUCUUCGUCGAUGGCGCACUUUUUCUAUAAAACCAAGACCAAAAUCUCAACCCAGAAAAUAUCACCUCCCCCUCUUUCUUCUCCAAAAGCACUAUUCUUUGAGUCUCACAGGAGUGGAAAAAUACUUUCUUGGUGAAGAAAAUAAAGGGUUGGAAAUUUAAGUGUGUACAUUUUGUGUGGAUUGAUUCAAUUUUUGUUUUCUUAGGAGGGAAGAAAAGUAGUGAGUUCAAUCGGUUUCUGGAAUUGGGUCAGCCGGAUUUGGCUGUUUGAAUCAACCCAUUUUCUGAAAUAUUGAGCUGAGGGGGAUUUGUUUGGUUUUUCGAGCUAGCAACCAUGUCUAUAGCGACAGCGCUUGCCGGGGAGGACUUAUCCCGGCAGACCAGCAGCCGGGGGAGCUGGCGGUCUGCGAGUGUGAGGGAGAUGUGGAACGCGCCGGACGUUUUUCAGCGAAGCGGUCGGCAGCAGGUGUUAGAUGAGGAGGAGGAGCUCAAGUGGGCGGCCAUAGAGAGGCUGCCCACAUAUGAUAGGAUGAGGAGAGGGAUGCUGAGGCAGGCCAUGAGCAAUGGGAGGGUUUUGACUGAAGAAAUCGAUACGGCGAAUCUUGGGGAGCAAGAUAAGAAGCAGUUGAUGGAAAACAUACUUAAGGUUGUGGAGGAUGACAAUGAAAAGUUCUUGCAGAGAAUGAGAGCCAGAAAUGAAAGGGUUGGGAUUGAUGUGCCUAAAGUUGAGGUUAGAUUUGAGAAAUUAUCAAUAGAGGGAGAUGCAUAUGUUGGCAGCAGAGCACUUCCAACACUGCUAAAUUCUUCCUUGAACAUGAUAGAGGGAAUAAUUGGAAAGCUUAAACUCGUACCAUCAAAGAAAAGAAAUGUUCAGAUUCUCAAAGAUGUGAGCGGCAUCGUGAGGCCAUCGAGGAUGACACUGCUUCUGGGACCUCCUUCAUCAGGAAAAACAACACUUUUAAAAGCGCUUGCGGGCAAACUUGAUAAGGAUCUAAGGGUAAGUGGAAAAGUGACCUACUGUGGCCAUGAAUUUGUGGAAUUUGUGCCUCAGAGAACCUCUGCUUACAUUAGCCAGCAUGAUCUUCAUUAUGGUGAGAUGACAGUUCGUGAAACGUUGGACUUUUCCGGACGUUGCCUGGGAGUUGGAACCAGGUACGAUAUGCUGGUAGAGCUGUCUAGACGGGAGAAAGAUUCUGGUAUCAAACCAGACCCUGAAAUCGAUGCAUUCAUGAAAGCAACAUCUUUGGCUGGCCAGGAGACGAGUUUGAUCACAGAUUACGUUCUCAAGAUACUUGGAUUAGAUAUUUGUGCUGAUACCGUUGUUGGUGAUGACAUGAGAAGGGGCAUAUCUGGUGGACAAAAGAAACGCGUCACAACUGGAGAAAUGUUGGUUGGACCAGCGAAAGCGUUCUUCAUGGACGAAAUUUCAACGGGGCUGGACAGUUCCACUACCUUUCAGAUUGUCAAGUUCAUGAGGCAGAUGGUUCACAUUCUGGAUGUGACAAUGGUCAUCUCUCUUUUGCAGCCUGCACCAGAAACAUAUGAUCUUUUUGAUGACAUUAUCCUUAUUUCUGAGGGUCAGAUUGUGUACCAAGGCCCACGAGAGAAUGUACUUGAAUUCUUCGAAUAUAUGGGGUUCAGAUGCCCGGACAGAAAAGGUGUCGCAGAUUUCUUGCAAGAAGUGACCUCAAAGAAGGAUCAAGAACAAUACUGGUUUAAGAAGAACGAACCAUUCAGAUAUGUCUCUGUAGCUGAUUUUGCACAGGCUUUCGCCACUUUUCAUGUUGGCCAACGUCUUGCUGAGGACCUAAGAGUUCCGUAUGAUAAAAGAACAGCCCAUCCUGCUGCCUUGGUGAAGGAAAAGUAUGGAAUAAGCAGUAUGGAGCUUUUCAAGGCAUGCUUUGCAAGGGAAUGGUUGCUGAUGAAGCGUAACUCAUUUGUGUACAUAUUCAAGACUGUACAGAUAGCAAUCAUGGCUACAAUUACUUUCACUGUAUUCUUCAGAACAGAAAUGAAACCUGGGCAGUUAGGGGAUUCGGCAAAAUUCAUGGGAGCAUUGUUUUUCAGUCUCAUUAACGUCAUGUUUAAUGGAGUGGCAGAGCUUUCAAUGACAGUUUUCAGGCUUCCGGUGUUCUUUAAACAGAGGGAUGCCUUAUUCUACCCUGGAUGGGCUUUUGCCUUGCCCAUUUGGCUAACCAGAAUUCCCAUUUCGUUUAUGGAAUCUUUAAUAUGGAUCUGUUUGACAUACUAUACCGUUGGGUUUGCACCUGAGCCCAGUAGGUUCUUCAAACAGCUCUUGGCUUACUUCGGUAUACAUCAAAUGGCACUCGGACUCUUCCGUUUCAUUGCUGGCCUUGGAAGAUCAGAGAUUCGAGCAAGCACUAUUGGUUCCUUUGCAUUGCUAAUAGUGUUUGUCCUAGGAGGCUUUGUUGUUUCUAAAAAUGACCUCGAGUCGUGGAUGCUAUGGACCUACUAUAUUUCACCUAUGAUGUAUGGACAAAAUGCAAUUGCCAUCAAUGAAUUUCUUGACAAAAGAUGGAGCACUCCUGUCCUCAACGCCACUGAAAACACAGUUGGAAAGGUCCUUCUGGCGGGAAGAGGCCUGUUUACCACGGAGACUUGGUUUUGGAUUUGUGUUGGGGCGCUUUUCGGGUUUUCUAUUCUUUUUAAUCUUCUCUUUGUUGCAGCAUUGACCUUCUUAGACCCAAUUGUUGAUAAUAAAACCUUAAUCGCUACUGACGACUCUGAAAAUAAGAGGAAGGGACAACCCAAUCCAGAAGGUACUGAUAUGCAAGUGAGAAAUCAAGCCAAAAAAGGAAUGGUUUUACCCUUCGAGCCCCUUUCACUUGCUUUCAACCAUGUGAACUACUAUGUGGAUAUGCCUCCUGAAAUGAAGAGCCAAGGGAUUGAAGAGACUCGACUCCAACUUCUACGAGAUGUUAGUGGUGCAUUUAGGCCGGGUGUUCUGACUGCAUUAGUUGGUGUCAGUGGUGCUGGAAAGACAACCUUGAUGGAUGUUUUAGCCGGAAGAAAGACUGGUGGGUAUAUUGAAGGAAGUAUUACCAUCUCUGGAUACCCAAAGAACCAAGCCACAUUUGCUCGGGUCAGCGGCUAUUGUGAACAAAAUGACAUUCAUUCACCAUAUGUUACUGUUUAUGAAUCUCUCGUAUACUCUGCCUGGUUACGUCUUGCCAAGGAUGUCACGAAGGAUAAACGAAAGAUGUUUGUUGAUGAGGUCAUAGAUUUGGUUGAGCUUAAUCCCUUGAGGAAUGCUUUAGUUGGACUUCCAGGAGUUAAUGGGCUUUCAACUGAGCAGAGAAAAAGGCUGACUAUUGCUGUAGAAUUGGUUGCUAAUCCUUCCAUCAUCUUUAUGGAUGAACCGACAUCAGGUCUUGAUGCUAGAGCAGCUGCUAUUGUUAUGCGUACUGUUAGAAACACCGUGGAUACCGGACGAACUGUUGUUUGCACUAUUCACCAACCUAGCAUUGACAUUUUUGAGGCUUUUGAUGAGCUGUUCCUAAUGAAAAGAGGAGGACAAGUUAUUUAUGCUGGACCUCUAGGUGCCCGGUCUCACAAGCUUGUUGAAUAUUUUGAGGCUAUUCCAGGGGUUCCGAAGAUCAAAGAUGGUUACAAUCCUGCUACCUGGAUGUUAGACGUCAGCUCAGCUGCCGUUGAGGCUCAAAAUGACGUAGACUUUGCCGAAAUAUUUGCAAACUCUGAUCUCUAUAGGAGAAACCAGGAACUUAUCAAGGAACUAAGCACGCCACAACCAGGCUCUAAGGAUCUUCACUUCCCCACCCAAUUUUCCCAAAGCUUUUUAACUCAGUGCCAAGCAUGCUUCUGGAAACAGCAUUGGUCAUACUGGAGGAACUCGCAGUACAAUGCCAUUAGGUUUUUCAUGACAAUUUCCGUUGGAGUUAUAUUUGGUAUUAUCUUCUGGAACAAAGGAAAGAAAAUGGAUACACAACAAGACAUCAUGAAUCUGUUGGGGGCAGGAUAUGCUGCUGUUCUUUUCCUUGGAGCGGGCAAUGCUUCUGCUGUGCAAUCGGUUGUUGCUGUUGAACGAACAGUUUUCUACCGUGAAAGAGCUGCUGGGAUGUAUUCUGAGUUGCCUUAUGCAUUUUCUCAGGUGGCUAUUGAGACACUUUACGUUUUAAUCCAAACCUUUGCGUAUUCCGUUAUUUUGUAUGGCAUGAUUGGGUUCGAUUGGAAGGUGGACAAAUUUUUGUACUUCUACUAUUUCAUAUUCAUGUGCUUCACAUAUUUCUCCAUGUACGGGAUGAUGGCAGUUGCCCUAACUCCUGGUCCCCAAAUUGCUGCAAUUGUUAUGGGCUUCUUCAUGAGCUUCUGGAACUUGUUCUCUGGUUUCCUCGUCCCACGAACGCUAAUUCCCAUCUGGUGGAGGUGGUACUACUGGGGUUCUCCAGUCGCCUGGACAAUCUAUGGCAUCUUCGCAUCUCAAAUGGGCGAUAUUAAGAAGGUCAUCGAAAUUCCUGGUGAGAAACCCAAAGCAGUGAAUCAGUUCCUUAAGGACUAUUUGGGUUAUGAAGAAGAUUUUUUAAUCGCCGUGGUGUUUGGUCAUGUUGGUUGGGUCCUUCUCUUCUUCUUCAUGUUUGCGUACGGCAUCAAGUACCUUAACUUCCAAAGGAGAUAAGCAACUUCACUCUGCAGAAAUGUGAAAUAGAUCAUCUACAUAGAUUCGUAUGAGAUACUCUAGUCAGUUAGCGAUCACAAAAACAUGUAAACUCGUUUUGUUGUUUGCCUUUUCGUUUGGAUAUUUUUAUCAUGUAAUUUUUGUUUUGCUUCCAUACAUUUUCACCUUGAAUUAAUGUGUAUAGUUACUUAUUCUUCGAGUACUCAAUAAAAGUUGUGCAUUUUUUCAAAAA